This is a messenger RNA of Dryobates pubescens (Downy woodpecker), 1954 nucleotides long. Its product is annotated as acyl-CoA dehydrogenase family member 11. Gene Ontology annotation, molecular function: oxidoreductase activity, acting on the CH-CH group of donors. The record is from RefSeq and is a predicted model, not a curated record. The coding region runs from base 1 to 1947 and encodes 648 amino acids. Lineage: Eukaryota; Metazoa; Chordata; Aves; Piciformes; Picidae. The transcript has 14 exons.
AUGUUUGCCUUCUGCCUGCCGAGGUGCAGGUCCAGCGUUCCCUGCAAGCCCUGGCGGCUGCCUCGCUUCCAGCCUCCCCUCCAGGAGCGGUGCCAGCCGCCGGCGCCUACAGCGAUCCACACGGCCGCGGGACAAGGACAGGAGGUCGGUCUGCAGGAGAAGCAGCUGCUGGACGCUCAGGAGAUGCCUCUUGCAAGCAGAGAGACGGAGACCCUCUGCCACGAGGAGCCCGAGACUGGGAACCCGUAUUUGGAGGACGCUUUGCUCCGGAGUUACCUGAAGGCACACCUGCCCCCCCAGGUACUGGAGGAGGUGAACCGCGACCUGGAGAGGUUUGGGCACCGUCUGCUCACCCAGGUGAAGCCUCUGGGCUGGGAGUGUGAGCUGAACCCCCCUGUGCUCCGGCAGUACGGUGCCUGGGGGCAGCGGCUGGACCGGCUCCUCACCUGCUCCGCCUGGAGGAGCAUCAAGGAGAUCGCGGCCGAGGAGGGGCUGAUCGCGGAGGCCUACGAGAGGAGAUUCUCCAGCUGGAGCCGUCUCUACCAGGCUGUCAAACUCUACUUGUUUUCAAGCUUCUCUGGAGGUUUCAACUGUCCACUGGCCAUGACUGAUGGAGCAGCCAAAGUCAUUGAGUCCCUAGGUAUGCCUGGACCUCUGAAAACUGCUUUUGGCCACCUGACCUCUCGUGACCCCGAGAGGUUCUGGACCUCUGGGCAGUGGAUGACCGAGCGCCGGGGAGGCUCUGACGUUGCCGGUGGCACCGAGACAGUGGCCAGGAAGCAGCCAGAUGGAACCUACCUUCUGCAUGGCUUUAAGUGGUUUACUUCUGCUGCUGAUUCUGAUGUGGCAUUGACCCUGGCCAGGAUAGCAGAUGCUGAAGGACAAGUGAAACAGGGUUCCAGUGGCCUCUCCCUGUUCUUCCUGAGGGUCCGAGAUGAGGCAGGGAAGCUGAACAACAUCCAGGUGCAGAGGCUGAAGGACAAGCUGGGCACAAGGCAGAUGGCAACAGCAGAGCUGUGGCUGCAGGGAGCCAAGGCAGAGCUGAUCUCGGCCGAGGGCCGCGGGGUCUCCGCCAUCGCCGGCAUGCUGAACGUGACCCGGAUCCACAACGUCAUCGGUGCAGUGGCCUCCAUGAGAAGGAUGCUCAGCCUGAGCAGGGAGUACGCUCGCAGGCGGGUGGCUUUCGGAAGGCUCCUCAAGGACCACCCCCUCCACAUGCAGACCUUAGCCAGGAUGGAGGUGCAGACACGAGGAGCCUGCCUGCUGCUGCUGGAGAUCGCUCGGCUGCUCGGCCUUGCGGAGACCAAGCUGGCAAGUGAGCAGGACCAGCUGCUCCUCAGGCUGCUGGUCCCAGUGGCCAAGCUCUACACUGGGAAGCAGGCUUCUGCUGUUGCUCUUGAGGCCAUGGAGAGUUUUGGAGGCCAAGGCUACAUGGAGGACACAGGCCUGCCAGCCCUGGUCCGUGACAGCCUGGUGCUGUCCAUAUGGGAGGGAACCACGAACGUCCUGGCCCUCGACGUGCUGCGAUCCCUCUCCAAGAGCCGAGGGCAGGGGCUGGCUGCCUUCCUCUCCACAGUGCAGAAGAAAACAGAGAAGGCUUCGAGCAGCCCAGAGCUGGAAGCUGCUGUGCAGCAGACACGAGAAGCCGCCGGCAGCCUCUCGCGGUUCACGCAAGCAGCUGCUUCCAGGGGGGCUCUGACCAUGGAGCUGGCAGCAAGAGACUUCUCCUACAGCCUAGCAAGGAUCUAUUCAGGAGCUCUCCUGAUCGAACACGCAGCUCGGCCUGGUGCGUCCCCUGCAGACAUCUCUGCUGCUCAGAGGUGGUGCCAGCAGGAGCUGUGUCCUGUGGCCACAGGGCUGGAGAGCAGCAGCUACGAGGCCAGGGAAGCGCUGCUGGACACCGCGCUGGUGUACGAGGGCAGCCCUGCCCAUGGCAGCAGGCUCUGACUCCAGG